UUUUCUCUCCUACUUCCUGCCGACGCGGACGAAAAUUUCAGAGCGCUUGCCCUUUUCGGUAUCGCUCGCUGUUGGCUAGUGAAAAUGUAGUUCAAGUGAUUACACUAUUCGCACCUGAAUAAAACUCUCUGCGUGGAGUUGCCUUCCGUGCUGCGCGCAUUAAGCAUUAACGUAGCGAAGAUUCGCACAGAGACAGAGAGAUAGAGAUUGUUGGAUAGUUGGAAUUAAGGCACCCUCCCGGAGAUGUAUCUGUACAACUUCAUUCUGCAACGUGCCACGGGCAUCACGCACGCGGUGCACGGAAGCUUCGCCGGCACCAAGUUGCAGGAAAUUUUGCUUGCCAAGGGCAAAGGCCUGGAGCUGGUUCGUCCGGAUCCGAACACGGGCAAAGUGCACACGCUGCUGCAGACGGAAGUGUUUGGCGUGGUGCGUUCGCUCAUGUCCUUCCGGCUGACGGGCGGGUCGAAAGAUUAUGCCGUAAUUGGUUCGGAUUCGGGUCGCAUCGUGAUCCUCGAGUACAACCCGGCAAAGAAUCAGCUCGAAAAGGUUCACCAGGAGACGUUCGGCAAAUCGGGAUGUCGGCGUAUCGUGCCCGGCCAAUAUCUGGCCAUCGAUCCCAAGGGUCGUGCCGUGAUGAUCGGAGCGGUCGAGAAGCAAAAGCUGGUCUACAUUUUGAACCGCGAUUCCGAGGCCCGGCUCACCAUCUCCUCGCCGCUAGAGGCGCACAAAUCGAACACCCUCACCUACCACAUGGUGGGCGUGGACGUUGGCUUCGAGAAUCCCAUGUUCGCCUGCCUGGAGAUCGACUACGAGGAAGCGGACACCGAUCCAACCGGUGAGGCGGCCACCAAGACACAGCAAACGCUCACCUUCUACGAGCUGGAUUUGGGUCUGAACCAUGUGGUGCGCAAGUACUCGGAACCGCUGGAGGAGCACGCCAACUUCCUCAUCUCCGUCCCGGGAGGGAACGAUGGGCCGUCGGGCGUGUUGAUCUGCUCGGAAAACUAUCUGACGUACAAGAAUCUGGGCGACCAGCACGACAUUCGCUGUCCGAUUCCGCGCCGCCGUAACGAUCUGGACGAUCCGGAGCGUGGCAUGAUCUUCAUCUGCUCCGCCACGCACCGUACCAAGUCGAUGUACUUCUUCCUGGUGCAGACGGAGCAGGGCGACAUCUUCAAGGUGACGCUCGAAACCGACGAUGAUGUGGUGUCGGAGAUUAAGCUGAAAUACUUCGACACGGUUCCGCCUGCGACGGCCAUGUGCGUGCUGAAGACGGGCUUUCUGUUCGUGGCGUGCGAAUUCGGCAACCAUUAUCUGUACCAGAUCGCACAUUUGGGCGAUGACGAUGAUGAGCCAGAGUUCAGUUCGGCCAUGCCGCUCGAGGAGGGCGAUACGUUCUUCUUCGCCCCGAGACAGCUGAAGAAUCUGGUGAUGGUGGACGACAUUCCGUCGUACGCACCGAUCCUUGGCUGUCAGGUGGCGGACUUGGCGAACGAGGACACACCGCAACUGUACCUGGCUUGUGGCCGGGGUCCACGGUCAUCGAUACGUGUGCUUCGCCACGGGCUGGAAGUGUCGGAAAUGGCCGUAUCGGAGCUGCCCGGUAACCCGAACGCUGUGUGGACCGUCAAGAAGAGAAUUGAUGACGAGUUCGAUGCGUACAUCAUCGUGUCGUUCGUGAACGCUACGCUUGUGCUGAGCAUUGGCGACACGGUCGAGGAAGUGACGGACAGUGGCUUCCUCGGCACGACACCGACACUCUGCUGCAGUGCGCUCGGCGAUGACGCUCUGGUGCAGGUCUACCCGGACGGCAUCCGGCACAUCCGGGCGGAUAAGCGUGUGAACGAAUGGAAGGCGCCGGGCAAGAAGACGAUCAUGAAGUGUGCGGUCAACCAGCGGCAGGUCGUGAUUGCCCUUUCCGGCGGCGAGCUCGUGUACUUCGAAAUGGAUCCGACCGGCCAACUGAACGAGUACACGGAGCGUAAGAAAAUGCCGAGCGAAGUCAUGUGUAUGGCGCUCGGAUCGGUCCCGAGCGGCGAACAGCGGUCGUGGUUUUUAGCCGUCGGUUUGGCCGAUAACACCGUACGCAUCAUAUCGCUCGAUCCAACCGAUUGUCUGUCGCCCCGCUCCAUGCAGGCACUACCCUCGGCAGCCGAGUCGCUGUGCAUUGUGGAAAUGGGCACGGUGGAAACAUCCUCCGAAGACGACGGAGUCACCAUCACGACCGGCUGCAUCUAUCUGAACAUUGGACUGACGAACGGUGUGCUGCUGCGGACCGUGCUCGACCCCGUGUCCGGCGAUCUGGCCGACACCCGCACGCGCUACCUCGGUUCCCGGCCGGUCAAGCUGUUCCGCAUUCAGAUGCAGGGCUCGGAAGCCGUCCUGGCCAUGUCGAGCCGGUCCUGGCUGAGCUACUACUACCAGAACCGGUUCCACCUGACGCCGCUGUCGUACGAAACGCUCGAGUACGCGUCCGGCUUUUCCAGCGAGCAGUGCUCGGAAGGUAUCGUGGCCAUCUCGACGAACACGCUGCGCAUUCUGGCCCUCGAAAAGCUCGGCGCCGUGUUCAACCAGAUCACCUUCCCGCUGGAGUACACCCCGAAACGGUUCGCCAUCCACCAGGAGACGGGUAAGCUGAUCAUCAGCGAAACCGACCACAACGCGUACACGGAGGAAACGAAAACCGUGCGCAAGAAGCAGAUGGCGGACGAGAUGCGUGAGGCGGCGGGUGAGGACGAGCAGGAGCUGGCGAACGAGAUGGCGGACGCGUUCAUCAACGAGGUGCUGCCGGAGGAUGUGUUCUCCUCGCCGAAGGCGGGCACGGGCAUGUGGGCGUCGCAGAUCCGCGUGAUGGACCCGAUCAACGGCCACACGUACUCGAAGGUGCAGCUGGCCCAGAACGAGGCGGUCCUGUCGCUCGCCCUCGUGCGAUUCGCCGUCGACCAGAAGUGGUACGUGGUGGCGGGCGUCGCGAAAGAUCUGCAGAUCAACCCGAAAAUCAGCGGCGGCGGCUUUAUCGACGUGUACAAGGUCGACAGCCAGACGCACCAGCUCGAGCACAUGCAUCGCACGGAGAUCGACGACGCGCCGGGAGCGCUUUGCCCGUUCCAGGGCCGGCUGCUGGCCGGCAUCGGCAAGGUGCUGCGCAUCUACGACCUCGGCAAGAAGAAGCUGCUGCGCAAGUGCGAAAACAAACACAUUCCCAACCAGAUCGUGAACAUUCAGGGCAUGGGGCAGCGUGUGUACGUGUCGGACGUGCAGGAGUCGGUGUACUGCAUCAAGUACAAGCGGGCCGAGAACCAGCUGAUCAUCUUCGCCGACGACACGCACCCGCGCUGGAUCACGUCGGCCAGCCUGCUCGAUUACGAUACGGUCGCGACCGGCGACAAGUUCGGCAACAUUGCGAUCCUCCGCCUGCCCCAUUCCGUGUCGGACGAUGUGGACGAGGAUCCGACCGGCAACAAGGCGCUGUGGGACCGUGGGCUGCUCAAUGGCGCGUCGCAGAAGGCGGAAAACAUCUGCACCUUCCAUCUGGGCGAGAUCGUGAUGUCGCUGCAGAAGGCAACGCUCAUUCCGGGCGGCUCGGAAUCGCUCAUCUAUGCCACGAUGAGCGGUACGGUCGGAGCGCUGGUGCCGUUCACCAGCCGGGAGGACUAUGACUUUUUCCAGCAUCUGGAAAUGCACAUGCGAAACGAAAAUCCGCCACUGUGUGGGCGCGACCAUCUGAGCUACCGCAGCUACUACUACCCGGUGAAGAACGUGAUGGAUGGGGAUCUGUGCGAACAGUUUACCUCGCUCGAUCCGGCCAAGCAGAAAAGCAUCGCCUCGGACCUGGGCCGCACGCCCAGCGAGGUGGCGAAGAAGCUGGAGGACAUUCGCACACGGUACGCGUUCUAGACCAGCGCAGGGAGAAGAAUCGGAGUGGGGCUUUACUGUCACGCUUCCUUUUUUUCGUUCCUCAAUUUUCUGUGUUGGCGUGCCACCGGUGCAGAUUUCUCUAUUAAGAUCAUUCCGGAUCGUUUGGCGAGCGUAUUUAUCUCUAGAAAACUAAGAUGUGAAAGUGCUUCAUUUCUCAACUAUAUUCGCCAUAACGUGUUCGGGUGUGUGCGGUUCUGCAGUAUUGAUCCCAUCAACAUGGCGUUUUUUGUAUAAACCGACUGAUCCAAUUUUACAUAAAGUGCUCCUUUUUCUAUCCGAUGUUGCUGUCCGCGGUGGUGGUUGGAGCGUCAUGUAAACAUCACCCCAUCUUAACUGCUCUCAUGGUUUACACUUAUCCUCGAUGCAAACCGGUUCUCUCAUGCUCUGUACGAAAAGUGCAUGAACAACAUGAGUCGUGAAUCAAUAAGGCUGCGCAGCUGCACAGGAGUCCUUCUGAAGAUUGGACGCAAUACUUUCCCUGAGCAACGCAUAAGUAACAGACGUAAAACAUCAACUUUCUAUAGAACCAGAAUCUUCUACAAUUUGAGGCACACAAUUUUCUUCUCUUAAUCAAUUAAUGUAUUGCAUGAUGAUCUUCUAACAUCGUCUCUCCUAGAUGAAGCGACCAAUUUGAGAUACAUCUUUCCCUCCCCUCGAAUGGCAAGAGAUCUUGGUUACCUUCCAACAACAUCCAGCCAAAUUGGUCAGCCAGCAAUCGAAGCCUGUGAGCCAAACAAAUAUAGAUGGAGUUCAAUGUAGUUUUUAUCUGUAAACCAAUAAAUAAAGAUAAAUAACUUUGCACUACAGGCGUGAUGUAAUGCCGUGGUGUGACAUAUUAA
Molecule: messenger RNA, 4757 nt
Organism: Anopheles arabiensis
Lineage: Eukaryota; Metazoa; Arthropoda; Insecta; Diptera; Culicidae
Gene: Sf3b3
Product: splicing factor 3B subunit 3
Exons: 15
Coding region: 244-3897 (1217 amino acids)
Biological process (GO): mRNA splicing, via spliceosome
Cellular component (GO): U2 snRNP; nucleus
Molecular function (GO): U2 snRNA binding; protein binding
Source: RefSeq, a predicted model, not a curated record